AUGAGUUUUAUAGGUUCCAAGAAUGUAGGGGUUACUGGCGGUAACGUCAUUGAUAUUGAACAAGCUCCAUACAUGGCCUUACUUUAUACCCAACCGGACGCUCCCUGUGGCGGGGUUAUUAUACACGAAAAGUAUAUCCUGACCUCUGCGACCUGCUGCAAUCAGAGAACGGAAGACCUCUAUUGCUUCGUAGGUACAAAUAGGAAAGAGCAAUUGGGACGCGCCGUAAUAAUUGAUAAGCUUAUCAAAUACCCUCAGGAUUUGAAGCCAAGCAUUUGUUUAAUAAGACUCCAGGAGCCGUUGCGAUUCAGUGAUACAGUUGCUAAAAUAGAGUUGAACGACGGGAGCAUUAUACUUUCUAGAGAUACAAUUGCAACACUAACAGCAUUUGGUGCGGAGAAUAGUAAUGAUGUAUCAAUAAAGGAGCUGCGUCAGGGAGAAGUCCCCAUUUCUGAUGUCGACUGGUGUAAGAAGGAGGACAAACGCUUAGGUGACCUUCAACUCUGCGCUGGAGACCAGAAACAUAAUGGUUGUUAUGGAGACGUCGGCGGGGCCUUGACCGUUGAAGACACUCUGGUGGGAGUGUUGGCUGUUGUACCGAACGACUGUAAAUACCAGCCGUCGCGUUUCGCUAGAAUAAGUUCUUACAAACCGUGGAUCGAACAAAAAAUCAGUCAGAACCCUUAA
Molecule: messenger RNA, 687 nt
Organism: Cydia amplana
Lineage: Eukaryota; Metazoa; Arthropoda; Insecta; Lepidoptera; Tortricidae
Product: trypsin-1-like
Exons: 5
Coding region: 1-687 (228 amino acids)
Biological process (GO): proteolysis
Molecular function (GO): serine-type endopeptidase activity
Source: RefSeq, a predicted model, not a curated record